AUGUCUAGUGGAGAAAAAACUGGCACCAACUUAAAAGAGGUUUUAUCUACAUUGGAAAAAUUUGCGCCCAAACAUCUAUCUGAAAGCUGGGACAACACGGGAUUGUUAGUUGAGCCGUACACACCGAGGAACAUCGCCAAGAUAUUGUUAACAAAUGACUUGACUGAAGACGUCGCCCUAGAAGCUAAAGAACAUGGCUGUGAAAUGAUUAUUUCAUAUCACCCCCCUAUAUUUGCGCCGUUGAAGAGCGUAGUUCAAAGUUCAUGGAAGGAAAGAAUCGUGUCACUGCUCUUGGAGUCACGGAUUUAUUUGUAUUCACCACAUACGAGUUGGGACUCUGUUAAGGGCGGCGUGAAUGACUGGCUGGCGUCAGCUUUUCCCUUUACUGAAUCAGUCCCGAUAACACCUGGUGAAGAUCUUAGUACAGGAGCUGGACGGAUUUUACGUAUCGAAUCUAAUUUUAAUCUCUCUCAAGCUGUAGAAAAUGUAAAAGGUUUAACUGGCUUGAAACACGUGCGAUUGGCUCUCGGUAAAGGUCGAGCAAUGGAUGAUAAUGUGAAAAGUGUAGCACUCUGUGCUGGCUCCGGGGUAUCAGUUCUGAAAAAAGUUAAUAAUGCUGAUCUUUUCUUAACAGGUGAAAUGCUCCACCAUGACAUUCUUGACGCUGCGCAAAGAGGUAUAUCAGUAAUACUUACCAAUCAUUCAGAUUCUGAACGUGGAUUCUUACGAGGUUUUUCAUCUCACCUUCAAAGGGAGUUUGACAAUCAAGUUCAAGUUUUAGUAAGCGAAUUCGAUAAAGAUCCCUUAACAACAGUG
Messenger RNA from Brenthis ino (lesser marbled fritillary), 816 nucleotides. Lineage: Eukaryota; Metazoa; Arthropoda; Insecta; Lepidoptera; Nymphalidae. The record is from the annotation of a GenBank genome assembly.